Molecule: messenger RNA, 1031 nt
Organism: Moneuplotes crassus
Lineage: Eukaryota; Ciliophora; Spirotrichea; Euplotida; Euplotidae
Source: the annotation of a GenBank genome assembly
UAGAAGACAAUAGUUUCAGACUAUAAUCCUAGCAACUCUUUAACUUUAUGGGAGCUUCCUUCUCGCUUGGUGGGCUUCAAAAAUAGCUUAAAGGCAAUAUUUUGUUUUCUUCAGGUUGUAAUUAGCUCUACCAAAUGUCUUUAAGUUUUAUGGCAACAUAAAGUAUACUCAAAACUCACGACUCUGAAACACAAAGAAAUCGACCUAAAAAGAUCUGGUGGCUACAGCGAAUUAUGAAAUCACUAGAAGAAUGUAAAGCUGCUGGAUGAUCUUCUUCAGAUCUGGACAUCAGUGGCUAUAUUAACAACAAUUCUUCACUAAUUUCUAGAAGACCUAUAGAUCCUCUGAAGCUUGUUUUUGUACCUGAGGUAUUGUAGGUUCUUUUGUCUUUUGCUUAGCCUCAGCGGCUAUUUCUCAUCUUAAAUUAAUUCGAAAUUAACUAAAUAAUACCUAAAUUCAUCCUUAAAUAUUUUUACCAGAGUUUAUUAAUGGAAGAAUUGGUAGAAGGAUGCUGAAGUUACAGCUAAAUUAGGGUCCUGGUAAGCUCUCUUUACUUUUCAGAGGCAUCCCUUUUAGUUUUUAAAAUAACAUUAUAUUUUUAAAAGGAGUAAUUCACUUAAAAGUUGAGACUCUGACUAUUUCUUUGUUCCAACAUCAAACUUUUACAGCUUAGUUUUGGAAGAGGUCACACAUCAUGGAAAAGCGAUGGGAGAAGCUUGGAAGUCUUAAACUGGAGACUCUCUGCAUUAUAUACAAUGCUUGAGGUCUAGAGUUGUUGAUCAUAACUCUCAGUAGUGGUUUGAACAACUUGAGCGAUUUCCAUAUUCUUGGACCUAAUGACACAUGAAUCACUCUUUUAAAAAUUUAGAAAUUCAAAGAUAUUUUUCCAUGGUAAUUUAGUGAAUUCCAAAAGAUAUCAAGAAUCAAAGAACUGAAGCCCAUUAACUUAUUUUGUUGAAAUAGCCUUCAGAGUAAAGCUAGAGUGUUUUCUAAGGCUCCUUCUACACAGAAAGUUCUUUCUCAAGACCUAA